AUGGGACCGGAUGGUCUGUAUCCAGCCCUCUCCAAAGAAGGCGUAGAAUCCAAGGUGACAAACAACAAACUAACAAAGCUUAUCAAUGCUAUGUGGUACGAAGAGGUGCCUGCAGAAUGGGGCAUGUCGACAGUUCUUCGGAUCUUCAAAAAGGACAUGCGGAUGCUGUGCGUAGACCACAGUGGCAUAAGCCUGGUCUCCAACCUUAUCAAUGAAUAUCAGAGACAGAAACGUACAGUUUGGGGCGCGAUGGACCGGAAAGUUGCCGCCAAGUGUAGACGUACCAACCCCGAAGUUCUCAUGUAUCCGCCACUGGCCCAUGGACUUGGAUACAUACUGGCCUAUCAUAUUGGCUUGCUACCCUUUCUUCCAAUCCCCUACGAUUGCUUCGAAUUCCCACUGAUGCAGGCAAUCAAAGAUAAACGACCGAUGCACUGGCAAGCCAAUAAUACAUGGAAAACCCGAGCUGUCGUUCAUCUACUAUGCUUUCUGAUGUCCUUCCCUGGGAUGUACGAGCACAUAAAGCGCCGUGGCAUACCGGUUUUCAUGUGGGUAGGAAACACCUACUCCGAAUUCCGCACCGCAUUUGAACUUGGUGCCACUGGCGUGAUGACAGACUACCCCAGUCGUUUACGCGCUUUCCUCGACGGAGAUACAAAAAUGGCCGACCGUACAACCUCUUCGUGAGCGGGGCUCAGGAUUCAUUGUUUGCCGCUGGCACUACUCACUUAUCCUUGUCCGAAGAUUAUUUUUCACUUGCGUUCAGGCUGCCUUAGCCGAAGCUCAGCUCACUCUCAGCUUAACUUCUCCUAUUUUUUCCAUAUGUGUUACAUCAAUUGUUUAUCAUUUCACUUUUAUCACCAUGCUCGAGAAUCCCCUCUAUCUGCACCCUUUUCUCACCCUUUGUUAUCAAUUCAUCGAGGUCUGGUUCCCGACACUGUCCUGUAGCAUUUACACCGAUAGCCCCGUGUUUCUCUCUUUUGUGCUCGUGAUUUUGUGAAGUUUCCUUACCUGACUACCUGAUUUCAUCGAUGUUGACUUGCCUGACAGUGGGAGUGUGAAUCCGUGUCAGUGGGUAUGGAAGGAUUCUUUGUGACAGCGUGAAGGUUACUCUUCUCAAUACAUUGUCGCACUUGGGAAAUGAUGGCAUACUUUACGAGUCGUGUCAAAUUAUGCACCUAGUGGGAUUACCUUUGUUAAUUUAUGGUAUUUCUACUGUCUUGCUUUCUCUCUGUGUGUGGUAUACGCGUCAGUACUCAAGGUGU
Molecule: messenger RNA, 1265 nt
Organism: Opisthorchis viverrini
Lineage: Eukaryota; Metazoa; Platyhelminthes; Trematoda; Opisthorchiida; Opisthorchiidae
Exons: 5
Coding region: 1-687 (228 amino acids)
Biological process (GO): glycerophospholipid catabolic process
Cellular component (GO): endoplasmic reticulum membrane
Molecular function (GO): phosphatidylcholine lysophospholipase A1 activity; phosphoric diester hydrolase activity
Source: RefSeq, a predicted model, not a curated record